GUGCGUCGCGACUCUAGCUGCCACGCGGUUGUCUAUCAAUCUAUUGUCUCACAAUCGGAUUUCCCUAUCUUCCUGUUAGUAAUCAGUGAGACCGAUCGUAUCUAUCGGUAUCCGAUCUUUUCUCCUUUCUGCUCUCUUUUUCUCUUAUCCUCUCUCUCUCUCUCUCUUUCUCUCUUUUCUUUCCCUUCUAUCUGUCUUUCUUGCAUUAUCUAUUUUAUUCUCUUUCUCUUUCACUACUUCUCUCUCUCUCUCUCUCUCUCUCUCUUUUCCUUUCUCUCUUUUAUCUCUGCGAAAAAGAUUUCCACCAUUUGAUUCGUCGCCGCCGCGCUAUCAAGGUCGGGUCUUUCUCUUUGGUCCCCGGUACCGUGUCAUCCUCGUCGAUCAUGAUACGCAGCGUGCCGUUGAGCGCCGCUUGAGUGUCGCACGUCAAGGUGUCGCCCGUGAAAAACGUGCCCUCGUGCAGUGUGUGAACGCUGGUUCGCCCUCCAACGGCGGGCGAACCGCGUCCGGUGCGCGUCAGCCUAACGCGUUUCCGCGGCGCACCGUGUACCCCAUUUCCGUGAUUUUCACCUUGCGGAGAAUGUAAACGCGCGUGGUCUUGUCGGACGGGCUCCACCCCCAUCCGCCCUUUUCAUGCUUCAAUGAGGAUUUAGGAUAUAGGUUCGCAUCCUCGAAUUAUCGGUGGGAAUGGAACGUCGUGACGUCAUACUGACAGCAGUUUUUGGAACACUCGGAGCUCUCGUAAUUUUAUUAGGACUCGCACUGGCGAUGUGGCUUUAUCUACGCGCUAGGAAGUCCAAGCAGCAGGAUGACGAUCUCGAGGAUCAGAAUGAAAAUGGCGAAGGCUCGAGCCAGCAACAACAGUCUACCAAGAAAAAUGGCUUUUUGAAUCUGAAGACACCUCUCAUCAGUACGAAGGCUCUUGGGACGACCGGUAGUCCCGCCAGCAAAUCGCCGGCAGGUGGUAGCGGUGGACCCACGAGCGGCGGCGGAGCCGCGGGUGGAACGGCGGCGCCAGGUAGCGGCGCCAGCAAUGCCGGAAGCGCGGAACCCCGUACACCAACCGCCGGACCGCAAAACAAGCAGUUGCAGAACGUCAAGGGAGAACACCCCUCGAAAGCGUUUCUACAAAGCAGGUCUAUUUCCCUGGUCGACAUGUACAUCGAUAAUUCGGAGCCGAGCGAGAACGUCGGCCAGAUCCACUUCAGUCUCGAGUAUGACUUCCAGAACAGCACGCUUAUUCUGCGCAUCAUACAGGGUAAAGAUCUGCCGGCGAAGGACUUGUCAGGUACUUCCGAUCCGUAUGUCCGCGUGACGUUACUACCGGACAAGAAACACCGACUCGAGACAAAAAUCAAAAGACGCACAUUGAACCCGAGAUGGAACGAGACCUUUUAUUUCGAAGGUUUCCCCAUACAGAAGCUGCAAAGUAGAGUACUACAUCUGCAUGUCUUCGACUACGAUCGAUUCUCAAGGGACGACUCCAUAGGGGAAAUGUUUCUGCCGCUUUGCCAGGUCGAUUUAUCGGAAAAACCAUCGUUUUGGAAGGCUCUUAAACCACCAGCUAAGGAUAAAUGCGGAGAACUUCUGUGUUCGCUGUGCUAUCAUCCGAGUAAUUCCAUAUUGACGUUGACUCUCUUGAAGGCGAGGAAUCUUAAAGCCAAGGAUAUCAACGGGAAAUCAGAUCCGUAUGUCAAAGUGUGGCUGCAGUUUGGCGACAAGAGGAUCGAGAAACGCAAGACUCCGAUCUUCAAAUGCACUUUGAAUCCAGUAUUCAACGAGGUAUUCUCCUUCAAUGUACCAUGGGAGAAGAUUAGAGAAUGCUCUUUAGAUGUAAUGGUGAUGGAUUUCGACAACAUUGGACGAAACGAACUGAUCGGUCGAAUUCAGCUCGCAGGGAAAAACGGAAGCGGCGCGAGUGAAACGAAGCAUUGGCAGGAUAUGAUCACAAAGCCGAGACAGACUAUCGUGCAAUGGCAUCGCUUGAAGCCUGAGUAAAGGGGACGAGGCUUACCUUGAUCGACGAUAAAUGAUAUUCUAGUCGAGCGAGUCCCUUCCUCCCGUACUCUUCCCAUAUGCACCGCGCUCAUCAAAGUUACGCUAACGAGGCGACCUUUUCCUUUGCUCGAUAAUCCCGUAACAGGUAUUUUCUCUCCUCUCUGUACCAUUCAACGAGACUGUGCUGUAUGUAUUCCCCCCACAUCGCACUUAUCGUUUGGGCACUUAGCGACGCUGGUCGUCGAAUAGCCGUGCCGAUCGAAUCGUUAAUCGCGAUUAAAACAAAAGGCAUUUUUGAAGGCGUUAUUGCUCGUUGUUGCGAGUCAUCGUAUUAACGAGUAGUAAUGACGAAAAUUGUCUUACCGUUGGUAAAACGAUGAAACUUCAAACAUUUCGGCGCGAGACGGAAUGUUCUAAACGCAUCGUUCGAUACCGUCGAGAUAAGCCACGCUUUCUCAAAUUUCUCGAAGAAAAUUAUUAGUCGAUGGCGCUGAUGACGGCGCAUCAAAAAAAGGAAGAGAAUACCAUAGCUACGAACGAAACUCGGUCUUCCGCCGUAGCAAAAUCGGGAAGCUUUUUACGUCAGGCGUCGCUCUUUUUAUUUUCAUCAUCUCCUCUCCUUCCCUUCUCUCCUUCUGUUUUCAUCUCGUUGCCGCCUGGUGCGGUUCAAUAACUACGAAAAAUUUUGCUGUGAAUACCUAAUCUCAGUUAUUUGCUCGGGAACGGGCUUCAAUCUGGACAGGCGGAUGUUUAAAUCUUUUAGACGUUGUUUAAGCGUCUUUCACAGACGUCUCUUUACGGGCUUUUGUAUUAUAUGUUUGCGUCUGCGCGCUCUUGCGGCAAGAUUAUAUCAAUGAAUCAUGCAGACUCUAAAAUUAAAGGGGCAAGUAAGAGAGCAAAGAGAUACAUCGAUAUCUUACAAAGGGGAAGCGUUAGUUUUGUGAGUGAACUAUAUAGUGUUAUUCUAGCACACGUGAUAUCAAGUUAGUGAUGCGCAGUUUUCAGUAAGAUUCGUUCGUUGAUGGUGUUUGUAUAAUAUUAAAUUUAAAAUCACUGUGAUCAUUAAUUCAAGAUUAAAGGCGAUAAAAUCGUGCAACGAUACCUAUUGCCUUCUUUUACUUGCCCCUUGGACCGUCUAGUUAAAGAACAUUAUUUCGCGCCAAGAAGCGGAACCUGAAAUAGCAAGGUUUUGAUGAACUUUCUGAAACGAAUACCAUUUCAGCAUAAUAGCGACAUGUUAUAAAUCUGCAUACGCAUUCGUAAUAUUUAUAUUUACGAACGUUAUUAAACGUUAUUAUACGCAUUUUUAGAAUUACAUGACCAGAAUAUACCGAUACGUAAGCGAGAGACACGCGUGUGUUUGCAUCUCUGUUAUAUUUGUAAAAUUCAUCUUUUUCAAGAACUCUCCGUGAUUAAAAAUUCUGGCAAGGUAAGAAAAAAAGAUUACAAAAAACAAAUAUACAUGCGUACACAUUUACAUUUUCUGUAAAUAUAUCUUUUUUUUAUUUACUUUUUCUUUUUUAUUUUGGAAAUUAUAUCUACAGAAAAUUUUCCAAAAAUCUCUGACAUAUUUUUAGGCACGAUCAAGUAAAUUUUAUAAAAAAAGACUGAAGAAAGUUUAGAACUAUCUUUUUUUUUUUUUUUUUUUUUUGUUCAAAUGCAUGCAGUUUUAAAUUCUUCAGAUUUCUUCAUCGAUUACAUCAAUUUGCAUAUAAAUGCAAAAAUUUGGACAAAUUUAAAAACAUUUUCUAUUAAUAACAUAUUCUAUUUUGUUUUAUUGUAUAUAUAAUAUUAUAUAUUUUUACAUAUAUAUUGAUCGUAACUAAAAACAUUUCAAAGUAAAGUAAGUUCCGCAAAUGCAUCCAAACCUAUGUCAAAUGUGGCUUUUAGGAUUACUUUUGCUAACAAAGUUUUAAAACCGAACGAUCCCAUCAAAGCAAAUUUUGCUUACCGUUGCGUACAAGCGAUCACUUUUAGGGAUAAUCCGAUUUGAUAGAUUAUCUCUAAUUUUUCUACUUAACUUUGCUCUCGAAGAUAUUCUGACUGUACUCUCCGAUGUAAUCUUUUUUUUUCCACAAAAUAGAAUACAUGAUUAGUACGAUAAUAUUGGUUUUGACGCAAGCGACGUAUCGGUAGAAUUAUUAAAAUAGCAUCAGCUUCUUCAUCGAGAAGUCGAACGUUGGUCAAACGAAAAAAGUACAGAAUAUUGUAGUAGUUUCCAACGUUGAUAUUUUUGUGAUGUAGAAGACGCCGCUUCGAAGCUACGAGGAAGAAUGGGCAAGACAAAUAUAAAUUGUAACGUAAAAUUGUUAUCACAUGCAUACAACAUACACAAAAUACACACCAGAGUGUGCCCUUCCUCAUGGGUAAAUACACUUCGCGAUAAUCCCUAGAAAACAAGCGAUGUUCUUGUAGGGAUGGGCAAUAAUUAGUGAGUAACCAGUCGUUUUAACCAUAACGAGCGAUAAUUAAAAUUGUGAAGAUUUUACGGGAUGCUUAAAAAGGAUUUUUAAAGUUGAUAUAUGAAAAAAAAAAUAUUUGAAAGAUAAAUAAAAAAAUAGAAUUAAGAUAACGAAUUUGAUAACAUCUGGAUGAAAUAUUCGAAAGGAAUGAAAUAAACGCAUAAGAAACGAUAGUAGAAUGUUCGCUUCAUUUUAUACGAAUUUUAAAUUUUUAUUCUCAGGGCAAAAGCGAUAGCUAAAUAACUAUUGAAUAAUUGGCAUGCAUACCAUUAGAAUCAAGGAAGUUGCUAUCAAGACGCUACUACUCGACGUGACUCCGCUGCAUUUCGUUUAGCAUAGUUUAAUCAAUGUCGAUCUCUCGCGCGAUCAGUGUUGACGCACAAGUGUUAGAAUUAAAAAAAAAACAGUAUUUUAUUAACGACUGGUUAACGAAAAGUGAAUAAUUAGUUGUCGAGACGAUUGAUUAGUUUCGCCCGUCCCUACUCUGUUGUUAGAUACGCUUGGCUAGCAUUGAUCGCGAUUACCGAAGUAAUCCUACACAAAUUUCUUUGUGGCUUUCAAUUAUUAACUAAAGCUCGAUAAGAAAAGGGAAAGAGAUAUUUUUGACGGCACUUUUGUAUCGAUAAAGAAUCAGGGCUUUAUUUGCGGGAUUACUCGCUCUAAAAAGAGCGCAAUCAGUGCAUCUAACGCAUCGAAUGAAAAGAAAGGUAAAAAAACGAUAAUGUUACGUUAUACCCGAUAGUCUGCUGUUGUUAACAAUAAUAUAGAGACACACGAGACAAAUUCAUUUGCGAAUUUGCUCGGUACACUCUGGAAAGUGUACGCCGUUGAUGUAAAAAAAAGAUGAAAAAAAAAAAAACAGAAAAAGAAAGGACGAACAAUCCAUGUUACAUUUAAAAAAAAAAAAACAAGUUUUAGCGUUAAGUGUUAUUCGCAUCUGGAAAAUUUCUCAGCGGAAAGUAUCUCUAUUGUUAACAAAGUUACCGGAUAAGACGCUAAAUGUGAAAUGAGAAGAUUCAGCUAACACUCUUAAAUCACUUCGAAAGCAAGUGGUACGAGAUCCUACGAUUCCAUUGGAGAAAAUUGGAUGCAUUUCAUACAUUCGCUCGCUCAAUUAUAAUCUUUAGUUUUUCUAAAUUACAAUCGCAACAAUGAUGAUAAUAAUAAAAAUAAAAAUAAUAAAGUAUUUAAACACAUGUAGAGGCGAGUUUAUUCACAAAUGUGAAGUUUACCGAUUUAUUUGCAAGCACGCGAAUUUUCUCGCAGCGACGUGUGUAUGUAUGUAAAAAAUUUUACUAAUGAGAAAGUUUUCCUUUCCAUCGAGAAACUUUCCGGACGCGUAUGCCGCUCUUAGUGACGUUUCCUCGCGUACGAACGGGAUAUAUCGCAAAUUGCGGAGUGUCGCGAGAUCGCGAUUGAUUUGACAGCACAGUUCUUUUUUUUUCGAGUGUACGUUCGACGUGACGAAACAGGAAUAUCGUUAUUAAGGGGUUUACUUAUACCCAUCUACUUAUCCAUCUAUCUACUCCCCCCUUCCCCAAUUCCUUUUCCCGUCCCUUCUUCCUUGCCUUCCUUUUGCAAUCACGACAAAUGCAUCCCGGAAAUAUUUUUACAUUUAAGCGUUACAUAUUUGGAUCGAAGGUGUUACCGAUUUUUCGUAAUUACAAUAGCCUUCUAGCGCGUACGCGCAGAAGAGAAAAAAUACCGUAGAAAUUAGUGAAACACGGAGAGCGAAUAUAAAAAAUAGUUUAUAUAUAUAUAUAUAUAUAUAUAUAUAUAUAUAUAUAUAUACAUAUAAAUUUGUGCGAGCAAAUGGUUAUAUUGGUAUAGUAUUAAUUAUGCGGAAGUAUAUUGAGUAGCACAAAAGAUUAGAUUAAUAUUUGUAUGUUGUAGUCUGUAUACAUUGUAUAUAAGAGUGUUUCCCGGUUUACGUAUCACGUUAAAAUGAUGGUAUUUACAGUAACACAUGAACGCUUGCAAAAACAAAGUUUGUCAUUGCGAAAUUUUAAUGCACGAGACCGCUCCUCUCCCUUUUAUCCUUAAAAAAUACCGUUGUUCCUGUCGAAGAGAGAUACAGGCACGAUCCUCUCUCUCUUUCUCUCUUUCUGUCUUUUUUUUUAUUGUGUUAUUUUUAGAUAUUUUUUUCUAUGUUAUUCUGUUAGGAGAAAUUUUAAUAGAGAUUUAAUCGAGAUGCGCGCGAAAUCUAUUGUAUCUUUUCGUUAUUCUUUCCUUUUUAUCUUUUUGAAUAAUUUUAUCUUCUUGAAUGCGAUUACAAUACAUUCGAGAUCGUUAGUUUGCUGUAACGAUUCAGACGCUUCUUUAUUGUUUAUCCACCAAGACAGCGAUUCUGGCCACUUUUAGAAAAGGUGAUUAUUACAAUGCAAAAAUAUAUAACACAAGGUGCCAAAAAUGAAUAUAGAAUACAUAAGAUCACUUUUUCGCGCAAACGAUCACGUCAUGCGAGUCGUGUAUACGUUGCAACAAAGACAUAGGAGAGAGAUAAUUAGGAUACGCGCGAUUCGAUUAAGGGGAAUUAGAUGGGUAUCUGCAUUCUAAUCCUUUAUAUGGGAAUAAUUCAAGAUGUACAGAACGAGGUACUCGCGAUGUAUCAUAUUCUUCAAAUUGUUUUGUAUUUUUUCCUAUGAUUUUUUACUGCGCUUUGUUCAAAUUUUUUCUAUUGUAUCUAUAUUUUAAUGCAAAUAUUGCGCUCGAAUACAUGAAAAUCUGCUCGAGUUUUCUACGAAGAUUAUUCGAUAAAUGUAUCGACGAAAAAUUGUAGUCAGUAAACGGAAAUCUGAGAGUACUUCGAGAGUACUAAUGAAAUCAAUUUAAUAGUAUUUAUUAUAUGUUUCUCAUUUAAUCACUGAAUCUCUCUCGUUCGAGUAACUUUGCAGAUAGCAAAAAUAGUCAUCUUAAUGUAAUUUGAUGUUAAAGUGAUUAUUUUUAUUACCUGCCAUUAGUAUAAAAUAAUUUUGCCGCGCUAACGAUUGUCUAAAAAUUGAUGAGGAUUCAUAACUAAUUGUUGCUAUAACGUCGCGAAACGUCAGAUAAUUUAUCGAGACUUAUUAACUAGACUUAAAAACAUAUUGAUCUUGCUCUCUACGUCUUUCAAUUAAUAUAUAUAUCUCGAUUUGCUUUUUUUCUUAAGCUUUUUGCACACAGAAAGAACCGUAAUACUUCCUGCGAUGAUUCGUUCUCCACUUUGCCAUUCAAUAUCUUGAUAGCAUCGUAUCUUUCUGAGAGUCUCUCAUUAUUACAUUUUAUUUCUUUCUUCAUUUGUCGCAUCCGAUCCCAUCCUCUUUACAUUACCAUGGUUUUAACGUUUGUUAUAGACUGGGUUGAACGUGUAAUGUUUAAGUACUUAGUCUUAAAGCGAAAUGUCGUGUGUGUUAGGCGUACUGUAAUCCGUAUCGUGAUACAUAUAUGUCGAAGUCGUAGUCAUAGCGUAAUUUAGUUGAAGAUAAGCUGAAGGAGGAGGGUGAAAGAGUAAACUAGCGAAGCGAUUGCCGGCAAGUAUGACCGGUUCGCGACAGGCUUGUGGGAUACACAUUAUAUAGUUUUAAGUACUUAACGGUGAGAAAAAAAAAAAAAAAACAAGAAAGGAACGAAGAGAAGUACCGCUAGCAAAAUAGUGUAUGCUCGAUAAUCCGAUGUGGAAAGUGUGACGUGGGCCUUAUAUCAUGGAUUACCUCAAUUGUAAGCAGCUUAAAAAAAAAAAGAAAGAAAGAAACGCAGUUUUUUUCGUGCACUUGAAACCGAUGUCGAAACCGAUCUCGAAGCGAGAGAAAUGUACCGUGUGAUUCGUACUAGAUAUUAAAAAUAAAGGAGCCAUUCUACCUUCCGAUAGUAGUUCGCUGUUGCACGACAUACUCCCUACUGCGUUAUCAUGCCAAUCGAGAAAUCAGAUAUUUUAUUUUCUCGUUCUUUGUACUCGGCGAAUUUUUCUACCGUUUAUUAUUAUUAUUAUUAUUACAUGUCUAUUACUGUAUUAGGAUGAAGAGAGGGAAAGAAAUGAAGAAAUUCUUAGCGCUAUAUAUUUUUAAUUAUCGAGUUUAUUAAAAUAAAGUCGAUAUGAAGAAUUAACCGAAAAAUAUAUGCUUUAAUAAGCUCUUUAAAGUUUUGGUUUGCAAAAGUCUUUUAGGUAAUGCUACAAUUAAUUAAGAAGUUGAAGCUCUUAUAUUGUAUUCGAACCUAAUUUAGAUAAAUUCAAUUUGAUGACCAGAGAGUUAAUUUCUAUUAAAACGAUUUAUCGAAUGCAAAGAAUUAAAGAGCUGCUUGAUAAAAUAUACAUUUUUAAAAGUUUGUAAUGCGCUUAAGUAAAAAAUGGCUGUUUGUAAUCAUCCAGAGCCAUACGAGAGAAGGAAAAAGUCCUCAUCCGGAUUAUAUUUUAAUAAAUAAAACUUCUCGUAGUUUUAUACAUUGGACUUUUGCCAUUUUUGUAAAAAACAUUCUUGGAAUAUAUGUAUUUCUGUGUUUCAAAAAUGUUUUUUUAGAAGCUGGAUUUAUAAAUUAUUUUUUGAAGCAUUAAUAAAUUAUUCUUUUGUUUGAUAAUCAAAUUUGAUUAUCUUUUGAGACAUUAGUACGCAAACUUAUCAGAAAAACUCAAUUUAUCUUUAUUCAUGACUUUUUUUAAAGUAACUAAAAUAGCAAGCAAAAAAUACUUAAUUGAAUUCCCUAAAAAGUUUAGAGAUUUGUAUGAUGAUUUGUGUUAAUUACAAUCUAGAUAUCAACUGAGAACAUAUUCGUGUUACUUUAAAAACAAAAUGUAAAUUAAUAUACCACUUACUUUCCGUUCCCUGUAUUCUUUGUCAAACGAUGCGUUCUGCGACAGUGAACUAGCAACAUAUCUUUGCAUACAUGUAUAUACUCGUAUAUAAAUAUAUAAAUAUAUAUACAUAUAGUAAGUGUUAAGUCAAAACACAAUUAUUAGGCACAUUCAACGAGCGCCGAUGGAUGCCAUCAAUUUUCCGUAUACGGACUGUCGUAAGCUUGUCAAGAAAUGCGGAGAAGGCGAUUCGGAGCAGGAUCGAUUUGCGUGGAUUCGAUUUGUAAUCGUGAUUUAAUAGCUUCUGAUCCGCAUCUGUGUUGCUUUAAAAGUGCGAAUAGCGAGCGCAAUUUGAGACAAACGUAUUGUUUAACAGGAGAGGAGAUAUAGAUAAAGAUAUUUUAUUCUUCUGAAAUAUCCGAAUCGCGUUUUUUGUGUAUAUCCUCCCGAGACCUAGCACUGUAUUCUCUUAGUGCGCGUCGCACGCAUAUCUAUAUCGCUUAAAAUAUAUAUAUAUAUAUAUAUAUAUAUAUAUAUAUAUAUAUAUAUAUAAUUUAGAAUCUCGAGAGUAGAAUCAUUUAGCAAAUUAACAUAAUUAUUUUUAUAGCAAGUAACAAGCAUAAUAUAUACUUUUCUUAUGACGGUUACGCGCUAAAACGCAUGUGUGUACGAUCUUAAUGUACUACAUAUGUUACAUGAUGUACAUAAAUACAAAUGUUUGAGCAACAAAAAUUAUUAUACAUUUUCUAGAUGCAUUUCAUCACACACGUUACAUGGUUUUGUGCACUAAAGAUAGAUAGGGAAAAAGAGAGAGAGGGGGAGGAGAGAGAUAGAGAGAAUAAAUAAAGUAUUACUUACGUCAAACUCACAUUCACAUAACUCUCGUAUGCGUAUUCUACAAAUUUUAAUAUGUCAAUUGCAAACGUGUUUAUUGCUAUCUGUUUAUUGUUGCCGAAAAAAAAAACAGUGGUUGUUCCAUAUACUGCAAACCGUACAUAUUUUUAUAAUAAACCAGCAAAAAUAAAUGAAAACAACUUGUUUGUUAACCAUAAAAAUGUGAUAUACGCGAUGCGCUGAGUCUCGGGAAGAUACUCAAUCAUCGAAUUCGCUUUAUGACUGGAUACACAAAUCAUUUGGCUAAAGUUUUUUUUGUUUUUUUUUUGCCAUUUGAUUAUGAAAAUGUGCGUGCGAUAACAUUACUAUAUCGAAGGUAACUUGGACACAAUAUAUCGAAAAAACAGAUUGUAUAUCCUUACAAUAAAGACCUAAGCGUUUUAUCUGUA
Cataglyphis hispanica is the source of this 10508-nucleotide messenger RNA. RefSeq names its product synaptotagmin-7 (gene Syt7). Gene Ontology annotation, biological process: calcium-ion regulated exocytosis; vesicle fusion; regulation of dopamine secretion. The record is from RefSeq and is a predicted model, not a curated record. The transcript has 10 exons. Lineage: Eukaryota; Metazoa; Arthropoda; Insecta; Hymenoptera; Formicidae. Bases 688 to 1998 code for a protein of 436 amino acids. Gene Ontology annotation, molecular function: clathrin binding; calcium-dependent phospholipid binding; SNARE binding. Gene Ontology annotation, cellular component: axon; synapse; membrane.